Papilio polytes (common Mormon) is the source of this 6599-nucleotide messenger RNA. RefSeq lists its product as uncharacterized. Gene Ontology annotation, molecular function: protein binding. The record is from RefSeq and is a predicted model, not a curated record. Bases 305 to 5605 code for a protein of 1766 amino acids. Gene Ontology annotation, cellular component: cytoplasmic vesicle. NCBI's taxonomy places the organism in Eukaryota, Metazoa, Arthropoda, Insecta, Lepidoptera, Papilionidae. The transcript is spliced from 20 exons.
CAUGCGUACGUCAGUAACGCGCGCUGCGCCUGCGCGUUUGACGUUUAUACGGCGGUGGUGUGUUCCUGAUCCGAUUAACAACUGUCUUUACUUGUGUUUGUCACGUGCAAAAACAAUGUGAAAAGUGGUUGUUAAAAAUUUCAUAGUACCUUGUAUCCUUUCUGACUAUAUUUAUUUUUUCCCGAUACAAAAUGUGAGGUGUUUCCCUAAAGUGUUGAAGUGUAAAGUGAUGAAUAUAUCUGCUAUGAACAGAUAGUGUUUGUAUUAAAUCGAACGAUCAAAAAGGAUACAUUGCGAAACGAAAAUGCGGAUCAAGACAUUUACAGAUUUUCGCCCAAAUGGGCCACCGCCACGGCUGGGCUUGAAGGCGGCGAGCCCCGGCGCUGGGGGCGCGGGGGGCGGGGUGGAUGAGGACUGCAACAGUAACACCAGCCUUGCCGGCAGCCAGCACUCCGGGCACGACGACCUCGACGCGCACUGCGACAACUCCGGAUACCUGUGGUUCCUCGACUACAAUCCUAUCUUCCGGGACAGCACGUGCCACCACACGUCCGUGCUGUCUUCGUUGUCAGCGUCGUACAAAGGCAUAAGUGAACUCAGCUCCCGGUUCGAGUUCACGUCUCGCUACAACGACCUCGCGCGGGACCUGGACGCCAACCUCGCGGAGGCGGACAUGGAGAGCUUCAGAACAGAAGACAUACAUGCCCUCCUCAUGACCGCCAAUUUGCCGCAUGACGUCAUCGUCGAUGAUAGAACUAACGAUAGUAACCCCCGGGGCGAGAUGUUCGCCAGCAUCUCGACUUCUCUCAUGGAAAGAUUUCGCUUCGACAGUUCUCUCAGUGACCAGAGUAGUUUGCAGGGCGAAGAGUCCGUCGGUUCUAUCAACACGAUGUCUAUCUGCAAGUCGGAGCUGCUGUUCUCACCCGUGAAGGAGGGGCACGGAGUGCACUUCAGCGUGGAUAGCUUGGACUGCGAGUUGCCGGCAGAGCAAGACCUCAUCCUCACCUGCCAAGCCAAUAAGGACAACUACACUAUCGCAUUUGAAGGCAGCGUCACCAUUUACUCCGAGGACAGUGAAUGCGCCGAACCCGCCGUCAAUCAAAUACAUGACAAAUUGGGUAAGGAAGAAACUAACAUAGCAAUAGAUAGUGAUGAAAGAACGCGCAGGAAUUUAGAAUUAUUAGAGAGAUGUAAGAAAUUGACAAAUAAGCUUACAACUUCAAUGGCUAGAAGUGAUUUAGGAUUAACUACGUGGAGUAAACUUAAGAAACAAACCAGUCAGUCACCUUUAAGGAGGCAUCCCUCAGGUAAUAAUAAUGGAGACUCUAAUGAUACGACUAAUAUAACAAGCGAGAUGAACAAUUCAGUAAUAAAAAGCCAAAGUUUGCCAAAUCUUUAUAGAAGAAAAUUAAUGAGUAGCUCGAUCGCCUCGGUCGCUCUGAGCAAUUCUACGGUCGAUUCUUUCACGGCCAAUCAGAGGCUAACAGGCACGUCCACGUGCAUGAAGGUAUACGAUGUAUCACAAAACCGCUCCUCUCACGGUAGCCAACACUCGGAGCCUAUGAGCACAUCUUCUACUGAAAAUCAAACUUCCUCAGAUAAAAGCCAACCUAAACAAUCGUUCAACUUAGUUAAGCUAUUUAUGAAACAGAAAAGCAUCAGUAACGAUGGAAUAGUCACCAUGGACCAGCUUGAUAGAUCCGAAUGUUGGCCGUCGAGCUCUGGUGGUGAAAGUGCGGAGUCAAUGGGGGAACAAAAGUUAGAAGAUUUGAGAAUUCGAUCUGCAUCAGAGAGACCACAAAUCGAUCUACCCAAUGAUGAAGAGGAAACAUCGCUUGUUUAUGAAGAAAUUAAACCGAUUAAUGCUUAUAUAAGAGAAACGAAAGUGAUUGAGGAAGAAGAUGGAGCUAAAUUGAGCGAUAGCGAAUCUAACCUCUAUGCUGUAGUAAAUAAGCCUCACUUUAAACGGGCAAGUCUUCAUGUAAACAGUCCAUCCAAAGCAAGACUUACAAGAAAAUCUUGCUCUUCUCAAUCCUCUGCCACGAGUGUUAGCAUUUCGAGUUGCUCGGAAUCAGAUGGUACUCAGAUCACGAGAAUGGACAAGGUUGUUGAAAAGGAGCCCUAUGAUAACAAAGCAACGUCAACUCAUCUUGAUACCGACACAAUAGACAGGAGCAUACAGACAUCACAUAUGCAAGCUUCUAACAUAUCCCAAGAUAGAGAAUUGUUUAAAGUUGUGGAGCCUUCCUUCCUAGAAAAAUUAAAAGAAGGAGAUUGUGAGAAACCUGUUUUCGUGUUGUAUCCCAAUUAUACUUUACCCGAUAUCAGCUUUUUGAACGGAAGGCCUAAUAUUUACUUAAAUCCAUUAAAAGUAAACGUAUCUCCAAAGUCAACCGACAGUAAGAAAAACAGAAUACAAGUUAAGGGCAAAAGACCAUUUUCGUGUAAUGAUAUGGAAGUGCUAAAGAAAAAAGGUCUUGGUCACAUCAAGGAUUGGGAUUCCCUGAACUUUUUAUUACCUGUGGAGUGUAAACAAUUGCUCUCCGAAAUGCCGGAACUGGCGCAACAUAUAAAAGAAAAAGAAGGUAUGUCGAAAUGUAGUGAUAGAUACUGUAAUGCCUCUCCAUUCUCUAAGGUUAGGAACAGGCCAUUAAGUUGUGAUUGUAACAAUUUGGCAGGAAACACGACAGCAGUGUCUUCGAGCUCGAGCACAGCCACUCAACCAUCUUCAGGUUAUAGAGGAUCGUCCACGAUGUUGACCGAUUCUUCAGCACAAAAUAGUCCAGCCCCAGCGGGGAAUUUCAAUCCAUUGUUUGUAUAUCGAUACGAUUCCGCCACGAGUUCGGAAGCGAGCUGUGCCAAUGCCGAUGGCCAGAGAACAAACCUUUCAGUCCCCAAGAGGUCGUUCAGUUUAGCUGACCAAACUAGGCUGGCGAAACAAACUGAAUUAGCACCUCCGAGACCGCCGCUACCGAAGAGUAUAUUACGCAAAUCGAUGGAUAAAACUAGAAAAUCCAGCGCACAAACAAAACGUUACAGCAUGUUCGAGUUGGACGAGUUCAUGCAAGACCCAAUUGUUUGUGCUACAGCUAUAACCGAACAAAAAACGAAAAGACGUUCUCUUCAGGAGCCUUACUACUUGCAAAACCAAGCUCCAGAUUAUAGAAAGAAUAAUGAUCUAGCAGCCAAGCGACUCUCGCAGCAGUUUUUGGAUGCAGCAGAUAAAGAUGCCGACUACAAUGAGUAUUAUCAAGAUGAAGGAGUCGGAACCGAGAGCAGCUUGGAGUCGGGAAAAUCUAAUGAAUUGAAAUACUAUCGACCUCAUACGCCUCCUAUGCCCAAGCCGAGGACAAAGAAAAUUGAAUAUAUCGAUUUCCCGCCCCCUGGCGCAUUGAUAAGUAGUGCAGAUUUACAACAGCUGGAAGAAUUCCUCAAACAAAGCGGUUUCAACUGUCAAAACAUGGACGAGUGGGACCAGAAUCAAGUGCAAAAGGUAAGAAGUCAGGUCACGAAAUUCCUCCAAAUGAAGCGAUCUCAAGAAGAGAAUCAGCGAUCCACAGAUUCCAGUGGGAGUAGCUGCAACAGCAAGAAAUCUGUCAGCUUUGCACAAAAGUCUGAUGCCUUAGUUGAGGGUCAACCGUUGCAAAUGAAAGCCAUCGAUGACUAUAAAGUAGGAAGCCCUUCCACUCCACCAAAUUCACCUAACAUUUGUGCUGCUAUAAAGCAAAGACUAUACCAGGCAAAGAAUUUAGCUGAGAUACCAAUAUGCGAGGAAGGAGAAGUGAGCCCUGACGAAUUUAGCAAACCAAUAACGCACCAGGAAGGAAGAGCGAAGUAUGAUGUUAUUGAUAUAUCACAAAAGAGAGCACUCGUUUCGAAUGUAACGGAUGCCGUCGAAAUGUUGAUCCAACAUUUCUCUCCCGCGACUGAUCAAGCCGAGUUGGCUUUCCUCGGCGACUCUAAACACUCCCCGGCCUGCGCUAAGAUAGCUCUGAACGCACUGUGCCCAGCUUUGUACGCGAUAUUCAGAGACGGACUGAAGGAGAGUAUCGAAACUUCAUUUGGAGCGGUCGAUAAUUCCGUUUGGCAAAUGUUGGAAGCAACAGCAAGACAAGGUCCAAUUACAAAGUCUUUAAAUGAAUUAAUUUUAAGAAUCAACAGCGAAGACGCCGUUACAGAAGGCCUUGUCAAAUUUAAUGCAUUUAUACUGGGACUUCUCAAUGCACAAACAGUCGACGCUUGGGUGUCGUAUGUCAGAACGAGAGAAUCCAUUCUGGCCAAACAUUACGGACCUGAUUCCCUGAUGUUGGCGGGCUGCAUCGGCGAGCCGCGCUGCCGAGCGCUACUGGACACGCUACUGGCCAGCCUGGAACCACUGAAACUGCUGCCUUUCUCGCUAGACCUCAUGUUCGAGAUGAGAGAACUACACAGAAGCUUCAAGAGGAUUGAAAGCGACAUGCGCGCUGCCAGCCGAGACGACUGCCUCACCAGCGUCAUAAUGCGGCACAAAGAGCCCAAAAAUAAGGAGCCUUCCACACCCGACUUACUUGACGACUCGGCCAACGUCAAGACCACUAUAGACAGACACCGGCCUCGGUCGUGCGUCAACCCGAGCGCGGGCUACGACGUCUGCCCCAACAACAGCCGUAUUGACUUGGAGGCCAACCGCCGCUGGUCGGGCGUGCAGCUCGGCUCCAAGCUGAUGCAGGCCUUCGACCGCCUCGUCUUUGACGACAGUGACGAUUACACAGAUAGUUUAGAGAAUAAUAAGCCCGCCGCCAAAGCCGGCACAGAUCCAAAGCUGGAGUGCAGCGGCGAGGAGUGGCGGCCGGGCUCCGCGGGCAGCUGUGCGAGCGGCAACACCGGCGGCGGCAGCAACACCGGCGGCAAGUUCCGCAGACUGCAGCUCAAGUGGGAAAUGCUCAGUAACGCAGAGAGCCCCGGCACGCCGUCAGGAGAGACGUCCCCAGCGGCGGCGCGAGGCUCCAAGAUCCCACGGCCGGUGUCGUCGCCGGUUAGACCCGCGGCGCCGCUCGCCAUGCUGCCCUCGCCAGCCAAAAACGCGCAACGAGGUAUCCCAGUUCCUGUUCGUAAGAGUACAUCACCCACGACAGCAAACCAACGCACCAUUCCCAGGGGAACUAGCAAUGCGAAGAAACCUCCGCAGCCCGCGAACCGAGCGGCACAGGAGAAGCCGGCGAGAAGAUCCCUCGGGAACAAACCAACUACAAACAAACAACAUACCAACGACGCUGUUGCUAAAAACACGUCCAAUGCUAAGAAAUCUCCGUAUGUAUAUUUAGAUGGGAUAAAACUAACUCGACUAACUUGUGCCGUUUAUUUUCUCGCUAAUAUGUUUCCCGCCGCGCCGCGCCGCGCCGCCUCCUCCUCCGCCGCGCGUGCACACGCCGCACACGCCGCCCCCAAACACAAGUACGUGAGAACGCUGUGGCACCGGCUGCCGUCGGACUCGGGCCACCUGGCGUUCAAGGAGGGCGAGCGGCUGCGGCUGGUGCUGGAGGUGGACGACCAGUACCUGCUGUGCUGCCGCGGCGACCACAAGGGCCUCGUGCCUCGCGACGCCGUGUUGCCCGACGACUUCUGAUACCGGCAGCCCUAGCGCGACUGGCGCCCACCCGUGCCCCCACGCGCCCCUCCGCGCCCCUCCGCGCCCCCCCGCGGCCCAGCUGUAGCACGCGCAGGUACUCAGAGUCAACCCCUUCACUGAACAUUGUAAAGUGCGUGAUAUCGUGUGACUUGAAUGUGAACGAUGUGCAAUAUAACGGGACUUCAUUAGGGUUGCCAACUGAUGUGAUAUAAAAAACUGCUGGUCAAUGGUGUUGUAUAUAGUCUGUAUUUAGUUUUUCCGCACUAUACUGUUUUUUUCUUUCCAUUUCAAUGUUACCCAGUUUAUUGUUAUAUAUUCACAAUUAUCGCUUUCAUUAUUUGACUUCUGUGUUUCGUGGCGAAUCAAAGAAACUCCGGAAAUUGACAUGUUUUUUGUAUGUAUUUUAUAUUUUUAUUUGGAACUUAUCAGUAUUUUUUGUGUAACGAUUUUUCAACGUUAUUCAUAGAAGUCUUUUAGAUAACAGAACGAGAUCACAGAAAUAUAAUCACAUCUAUUUCUUUAGUAAAAUCUAGUCUUACGUUUUAAGGCAUGACUCUUUGUCUUGGGACUGUAUAUAAAUUGUUAUAAGGGAAACACAGAUUGUGGGAAUAUUUACUGAGAACGAUGACGUUAAAAUCGUUAACGGUAAACAUUUCAUGCAAUUGGACGUGAUACGUAUAGAUAAAUUAUUUAAUUUAAGGACAUAAAUCUCUUUUACUUAUAAUAUACAAAUAUAUCAUCACCGCUGAGGGAAAGACGUCUUAAUUGUUUUUUAGAUAAUUUCAAUGUGGAAUUGAAGCGUAGUUAGGGAUACCGUUUGUAAGAUAGAGUUUUAGUACUUGUCGAUGUUUAACCAUUGUCUACGUGUAUAAUAUCGUAGCAAAAUUACCAAUAUUAGAACAUUUAUGUAGAUUCCUUUGAUAGUCCUGAUCUUGGCCACUAAAUAAGUCAUUUAGUGGUAUAUUUUAAACAUAGACUGGUGUUCCAAAGG